ACGAAGUUGUUACGACCAAACCUCUCUGAAUUAAGAAAAAAGUUGAGGUUAGGUCAGAUCAGUUCUAAAGGGUUGAACCCAAAACAGCGGUUCAACCCCCUAUCAAAAUAACAUACUUUUUUUUUUCAUAAAAAAAAUAUAAAAUACCCAUCAAAAUGAAGGGAUAUUGUUUCUUCUUGUUUGUGGUUACUCUUGCAGCGAUAAUUCCCGCAUCGGUUGGUCACAUUGCUGAGUUCGAUGAGGUGUGGCGGAGGCGAGCAACUGAAGCCUGGGAAAAUGCCCAAAAGGCUUAUGAGCCCAAUCCACAUAACAUUUCAGCUACCUUGAAUUUCGAAGUUCGAAGGACACUAGUAGAAGCGAACGAUUUGACGGCAUCAAUGGAGAACAGCACAACGAGGCAUCUUCUGGGUUCAAAAAAGUACCACGGGCCGUGUAAUGCCACAAAUCCGAUCGACCGUUGCUGGCGUUGCCACGCCGAUUGGGCUACCAACCGGAAGAGGUUAGCGGAUUGCGGAAUGGGGUUUGGGUACAAAACCAAAGGCGGCAAGAACGGGCAGUUCUACACCGUUACCGACAGCUCCGAUGAUCCAAAAAACCCCAAACAGGGAACCCUCCGAUACGGGGUCAUUCAAAAGAAAGCGUUGUGGAUAAUCUUCGGACGUGACAUGACCAUCAGGCUCCACCAGGAGAUGAUCAUGCAAGGUGAUAAGACGAUCGAUGGGCGUGGGGCCCAAGUCCACAUUAUUGGUGGGGCGGGGAUAACCAUUCAGUUCGUGAAGAACGUGAUCAUCCACGGGAUCCACAUCCGCGACAUCGUGGAAGGUAAUGGUGGCAUGAUACGAGAUGCCAUCGACCACUUUGGACUGCGAACCAAGAGCGACGGCGACGGCAUCUCCAUCUUCGGUUCUUCCAAUGUUUGGAUCGACCAUGUGUCCAUGAAGAACUGUUACGACGGGCUUAUUGAUGCGAUCGAAGCAUCCACGGCCAUCACAAUUUCGAAUAGCCACUUCACGGAUCAUAAUGAUGUGAUGCUGUUCGGUGCGAAUGAUUUUUCCCCCAAAGAUGAGGUGAUGCAAGUCACCAUUGCAUUCAACCACUUCGGGAAGAGAUUGGUGCAGAGGAUGCCGAGAUGCCGGUACGGAUACAUCCAUGUGGUGAACAACGAUUACACACACUGGAACAUGUACGCCAUUGGAGGGAGUGCUCACCCCACCAUCAUUAGUCAGGGCAACCGAUUCAUCGCUCCUCUUGACAUACACAAAAGAGAGAUAACUCAUAGAGCUGCGGGGACUCCUGCAGAAUGGAAGCAGUGGACAUGGAGAUCACAGGGAGAUAUAUUUAUGAACGGAGCUUUCUUUGUCCAGUCGGGAGAUCCAAAUUUCAUGUCAAAGCACAAUGAAUUGUACGAUGGGGUACAGACAUUCAAGGCUGAGGAAGUGACUUGGCUUACUAGGUUCGCAGGGGCGCUUACUUGCAGGCAAGGAUCGGCCUGUUAGAUUGCAUGCCUUCAAUUCCUUAGCUUGCAGCACAGCAAGCUAAGCAGCGCAUUAUUUUAUUAUUAUUCACACUUCUCUUAGUGUUUCUUUGUUUGUACAAUUGUUUAUUGGGAUGUCCCAUCCCAUAUCUUUGAAUUUUGCUUCAUAAAA
Messenger RNA from Ipomoea triloba (trilobed morning glory), 1646 nucleotides. RefSeq names its product probable pectate lyase P59. Bases 156 to 1496 code for a protein of 446 amino acids. Gene Ontology annotation, molecular function: pectate lyase activity. The transcript is spliced from 2 exons. NCBI's taxonomy places the organism in Eukaryota, Viridiplantae, Streptophyta, Magnoliopsida, Solanales, Convolvulaceae. The record is from RefSeq and is a predicted model, not a curated record.